UCUAAUGGUGUUUCCAAUGGGACCGCCGUUGAUUAUACCAAAUUGAAUAAUGGUAAUGAUAUAGAAGAAGAAAUUCAAGAUGAAAUUCGUUAUACAUUUCCUAAAAGUCAAGAAGAAGUAACUCAGUUAAUCUUGGACUACCAGGAAUUGACCAAUAAAAGCAUUAACGAGAGAGAACGUUAUGAUCGGGCUCGCCAACAACAUGAAGAGAUGUUACAAUCUCAAUCAAUCAAAGAAAAAGAUUAUUCAUUUCCAGAAUAUAAAGAUUCUUUUACAGAUGAAAAAAAAUCAAUUGAAAAAAUAUUAUUGAAAAUUGAUGAUAAAUAUAAAGAUUUUAACGAAAGAGAAGUAAAAUUUUAUCAAGAUUUGAAAAAAUCCUUAGAUUCAAAUUCUGACACAGAAAAUCAAAUCGAUGUUGAACUUUUUGAAAAACAAUUGGCUAGUUUGCAAUUGAUAUCAAAAGAUUUAGAUUUACCUGAGUCUUUACAAUCAGUUUUAGAAGAUAAACCAAUAUUGAAAAAUAUCAAUGAGAAAAUUGUUAAUGAUAUAUUUAAUAACGUUUUAAAAUUAAAUUCAGUUAAGAAUUCUAAUUUUCAACAAUUGGCUGAAUCUUUUGGAAUCAAAACUCGUCCUUUUGUUAAUGAAUUGGGCCCUUUAUAUGGCCCUUUAGCUAAUUUUGAAACUGAAAGUUUGAUUUCUAAAAAAAUUUCAAAUCGUAUAAAAGAUUUAGAAAGUCUACCGGCUAAUAUUGGUACUUUUAAUUUCAAUGAUGAUAAAUCAAAUCUUGAUGAUUUAAAAAUUAAAUCAUUAAUUGAAUUAAAAUCUUUACAAAUACUAUCAAAACAAAGACAAUUGAAAAACAGUUUUUUACGUAAAUCUACUUUUAGUGCUCAUUAUGAUGUUCCUUCUUUAGUUGCUAAUUUUUAUGUUGCUCAAGGUAAAAGAAAUGCUAAUCUUCGUCCAAAAAUUGAUCAACCAAAUCCUCAUUUAUUAGCUUUACAAUUAGAAGAUAAACAAAAAUUAGAAUUAAGACGUAAAGAACAUGAAAAACAUGUUUUGAAAGUGGAAAGAAUCUUAGAAUCUCUGAAAAAUUUUAUUGAUAAUAAAUUAGCUAGAAUUUCUAAAAAAAAUCACUUUAUUAAAACUGUGGGUAAUUUCCAUAAUAGUACUGAAAAAGAAGAAUCUAAGAAAUUAGAAAGAACUGCUAAACAACGUUUACAAGCUUUGAAAGCUAAUGAUGAAGAAGCUUAUAUUAAAUUAUUGGAUCAAACUAAAGAUCAUAGAAUUACCCAUUUAUUGAAACAAACCAAUAGUUUCUUGGAUUCUUUGGCUCAAGCAGUUAAGGUUCAACAAGUUGAACUGGGUGCUGAUAUACCUGUUGAAACUACCGGUGAUAAUGAAAAUGAUGAAAAUGAAAAACAAGAUAAUGCUGAUGAAUUAAGAGAAAAAUUAGAUUAUUAUCAAGUUGUUCAUCGUGUAAAAGAGGAAGUUACUGAACAAUCUUCAUUAUUAAUUGGAGGUAAAUUAAAAGAUUAUCAAAUCAAAGGUUUACAAUGGAUGGUUUCUUUAUAUAAUAAUAAAUUAAAUGGGAUUUUAGCAGAUGAAAUGGGUUUAGGUAAAACUAUUCAGUCAAUUUCUUUAGUCACCUAUUUAAUUGAAAAGAAACAUGAAGAUAAAUUCUUGGUUAUUGUACCUUUAUCAACAAUUACUAAUUGGACUAUAGAAUUUGAAAAAUGGGCUCCAAGUGUUAAAGUAAUUGUUUAUAAAGGUUCUCAAGAUCAACGUCGUGCUUUACAAUAUGAAGUUAGAAGUGGUAGCUUCCAAGUUAUUUUAACAACUUAUGAAUAUGUUAUUAGAGAACGUGCAGUUUUAGCAAGAUUUAAUUAUUCUCAUAUGAUUAUUGAUGAAGGUCAUCGUUUGAAAAAUGCUAAUUCUAAGUUAGCAGUGACUUUGAAAACUUUCUAUAAAACUAAAAAUAGAUUAAUUUUAACUGGUACUCCUUUACAAAAUAAUUUACCAGAAUUAUGGGCUUUAUUAAAUUUUGUUUUGCCAAAAGUUUUCAAUUCAGUCAAAUCUUUUGAUGAAUGGUUUAAUACUCCUUUUGCAAAUACUGGUUCACAAGAAAAAAUUGAAUUGACCGAAGAAGAAUCAUUAUUAGUCAUUAGAAGAUUGCAUAAAGUUUUGAGACCUUUCCUUUUAAGAAGAUUGAAAAAAGACGUUGAAAAAGAUUUACCUGAUAAAGUUGAAAAAGUAUUGAAAUGUAACUUAUCAGGAUUACAACAUAUCUUAUAUCAACAAAUGUUAAAACACAAUGCUUUAUUCGUUGGUGCUGAUGUCGGUAGUGCAAAAUCUGGAAUUAAAGGUUUGAAUAAUAAAAUUAUGCAAUUAAGAAAAAUUUGUAAUCAUCCUUUUGUUUUCGAAGAAGUUGAAGAUGUUUUGGACUCUUCAAGACUCACCAAUGAUUUAAUCUGGAGAACAAGUGGUAAAUUUGAAUUAUUAGAUCGUAUUUUACCCAAAUUUAAGGCUUCUGGACAUCGUGUUUUAAUUUUUUUCCAAAUGACUCAGGUUAUGAAUAUUAUGGAAGACUUCUUAAGAUUUAGAAGUAUGAAAUAUAUGAGAUUAGAUGGUAGUACAAAAGCCGAUGAAAGACAAGAUAUGUUAAAACUUUUCAAUGCUCCUGAUUCAGAAUAUUUUUGUUUCUUGUUAUCUACAAGAGCUGGUGGUUUGGGUUUAAAUUUACAAACUGCUGAUACAGUUAUCAUUUUCGAUACUGAUUGGAAUCCUCAUCAAGAUUUACAAGCUCAAGAUAGAGCUCAUAGAAUUGGUCAAAAGAAUGAAGUUAGAAUUUUAAGAUUGAUUUCCAAUGAUUCAGUUGAAGAAGUUAUAUUGGAAAGAGCUCAUCAAAAAUUAGAUAUUGAUGGUAAGGUUAUUCAAGCGGGUAAAUUCGAUAAUAAAUCUACUGCAGAAGAACAAGAAGCAUUUUUGAAAAGAUUACUUGAAGCUGAAUCUAACAGAGAUGGAAGUGAAGAGAAUGCCCAAUUGGAUGAUGAUGAUCUUAACGAUAUUUUAUCGCGUUCAGAUGACGAAAAAAUCUUAUUUACCAAAAUGGAUAAGGAACGUAAUGAUUCUGAAAAGCUUGCUUAUGAACAACAAAAUGGUUUCAAAUCAAGAUUAAUGGAACGAGAUGAAUUACCUCCUGUUUUUACUGAAGACAUUGCUCAUCAUUUCGAACCAAGAACCGAAGAAUUGGGCCGUAUGAGAGAAAAGAAAAAGGUCAAAUAUGAUGAUGGAUUAACCGAAGAACAAUGGUUAAAUGCAAUGGAUGAUGAUAAUGACACAGUUGAAGAGGCCAUUAAACGUAAGGAAGCUCGUGUCGCUAAGAGAAGGAGAACUAUGGCUAUUAAACAAGGUAUUCCGGAAGACCAAAUUGAUACCGAUGCCUUGGCAGCAGAAGAGGAUGAGGCAGAAGAAGAAGAAGAAGAAAUGGGUAGAUCACGUAAAAAGUUGCGUGGUUCAAGAUCUGCUAGUCAAACUCCACUUGAAGAUGACGAGGUUCCACCACCGGAACCAAUUGAUGAAUUCACUGCUAAUUGUAAUACCAUCAUUGACAAUGUGUUACAAUUGGAUUCCAAAGAUGGUCAACGUAAAGCUAGCGAUGUUUUUCUUAAAUUACCUUCAAGAAAAUUAUAUCCUGAUUAUUAUCAUGUUAUCAAGCACCCAGUUUCACUUAAUCAAAUUAAAAAACAAUUGGACCAAGAUAAAGUUGAGUCUUUUGAAUCAUUUAUAAAUGAAUUCAGAAUCAUGAUAUCUAAUGCUAAGACCUAUAAUGAAGAAGGAUCAUGGGUUUAUGAAGAUGCUAAUGUUAUUGAAGAAUACAUUAACACCGUU
Messenger RNA from Hyphopichia burtonii NRRL Y-1933, 3888 nucleotides. Its product is annotated as RSC chromatin remodeling complex ATPase subunit. The transcript has a single exon. Lineage: Eukaryota; Fungi; Ascomycota; Pichiomycetes; Serinales; Debaryomycetaceae. Gene Ontology annotation, biological process: positive regulation of transcription by RNA polymerase II. The annotation marks the transcript as partial. The record is from RefSeq and is a predicted model, not a curated record. Gene Ontology annotation, molecular function: ATP-dependent chromatin remodeler activity; ATP binding; histone binding. Gene Ontology annotation, cellular component: nucleus.